AUGAUUGUACUUCAGGUUUUACUGAUUUUUCAGGGUAUUCUUAAAGUUGAUUCCAGUAAAGAUGCGGAUGAGCCUUGCCCCGACGCCGACAUACAAGUGGAGUGCAUCGGACUGUGCAGAGCUGAAUACAAUCGCUGCCGUCUUCUUUGCGAAACGGAAUACUGUCAGUCGAUUUGCGACCGAGAAUAUCAAAACUGCCGUGACUAUUGUCCGUGUGGAGAGAAGUGCAAAGAGGGAUGUGUCAACUGCGAGCAUCCAAUGUGUCCGGAGAUUCCGUGUGACGAUCCCUGCGAGGGCAGAGAAAACUGCGAGACUUUCAUCGAUGACUGCGCAAUCAAUCCAUCUAGAGAAAACCUCAUCACCACUGUCAUUGCUUCAGUCAAUCACGUCACAUCCGUUGAUGUCCUCUGCACUCAUGUCGAAUCGAGCACCGGUAUGAACUUUGUUCACAUGACCAACAUGGCUAUGAGCGGAAACGCUGGGCAGCGAUUCUUCGCGCUUUAUCGCCAACCAGACUGUCAGUCGAUUUCGCUUAGUUUCGCCUAUCCAGAAAUAUGCAAGUUCUUUUCGCAAGCUGAUGAUUUUGAAUGCGUGCCUGGCGAGUGGAACACUUUUAAACUCGAGCAGCGACAAGACGAAAACGACCCAGCCCUUACCAACAUCGUCGUCAGCAUCGACGAUACUAUUGUCGCUGAACGAGUCGCUGCUACCCAUCGAGUCUUGAAAGGAGAUGAACUAAAUGUCUACGCUUCGAAUAAAUGGAACGACGCUGCUGUAGACUACUCAAUUCGAAAUUUCUUUUACCAAACCUUUGACGAGAUUAAUUACGAACCAUGUGUCGCUGUUGACCCAUGUGAAGGCAAAAACGACUGUACGACUUUUGUCGACUCUUGCGAGAUGCAACCAAGCUAUAAAAACCAAUGCGGUAGAGUGACUGCUGAGAUCAACAUCGUCGUCAGCGCCGAAGUCAAGUGCUCACACGACAUGGAACUCGGCGACUGGACAAACAUCCUCCAGUUGACGUCCUCGAAUCUCCAAGGGAACCCCGGACAGCGAUUUUUCAUGCUUCUCCGGCACAAAGACAAUCAACAGCUUCAACUCUCAGUCGAUGAUCCUUCCAACGACAAAUUGUGGUCUGGAAGUGGGUAUUUCGAUUGUGUUCCUGGAGAGUGGCAGACAUGGCGGUACGAGCGAACGCAGAAUUCAGAAAACCCAAUUAUGACUGAUCUCUCAGUUUCUCUCGAUGGCGUCACUGUUUUCUCGAACUCUGUUCGAACUGAUAAUGUCUAUGCAAAUGACGACCUCGAUGUCUACUUGUCCAACAGAUGGCACAUUGCUGGAUCAGCAUACGCCGUCCGAAACUUCUAUUAUCAGACUUCUCCUAAGAUUCACACUGUAACUGAUCAAGAUCAAAAUCAACAAACCAAAAUCUAG
Molecule: messenger RNA, 1434 nt
Organism: Oikopleura dioica
Lineage: Eukaryota; Metazoa; Chordata; Appendicularia; Copelata; Oikopleuridae
Source: the annotation of a GenBank genome assembly